ACAUUACAAUACCAGCGGCCAUUGCACGCUUGAAAAAUAAAACAAACCUCCCCUCUCCCCCUCCCCCAAGCGCAAGCAAAGAAGCAAUGGCCCUGGCUGUCCUCUGCCUUGUAAUCUUAUUCUCUUCCACAUUGAACUCAUGGCAAGUCGUUGAAGUAGCAGGGGGGUCGACGCCCAACUACAGAGAUGCCUUGGCAAAGUCCUUAUUGUUCUUUCAAGGCCAAAGGUCAGGGAGGCUCCCCCGCACCCAACAAAUUGAUUGGAGGUCUGCUUCAGGCCUCUCCGAUGGUUCUUUUGCCCGUGUGGACUUAACCGGGGGAUAUUACGAUGCUGGAGACAAUGUGAAAUUCAACUUCCCAAUGGCAUUCACGACCACCAUGCUCUCUUGGAGCACACUUGAGUACGGCAAGAAAAUGGGACCUGAGCUACAGAGUGCAAGAGCUGCGAUCCGUUGGGCCACCGAUUAUCUUCUCAAGUGCGCUUUGGCUACUCCUGGCAAGCUCUACGUUGGUGUUGGCGACCCCAACUCUGACCACAGGUGCUGGGAGAGGCCUGAGGACAUGGACACUGUCAGGAGCGUGUACUCUGUUUCACCUAGCAAUCCGGGCUCCGACGUGGCAGGAGAAACUGCUGCUGCAUUGGCUGCUGCUUCCUUGGUCUUCCGAACAGUUGAUCCGGCAUACUCUAGACUGCUGCUGAGAACUGCUCAGAAAGUCAUGCAGUUUGCAAUUCAAUACAGAGGUUCUUACAGUGACUCCCUCGGCUCUGCCGUUUGUCCAUUUUACUGCUCAUAUUCCGGUUAUAAGGAUGAGUUAUUAUGGGGGGCAGCCUGGCUCUUCAGAGCAACGAACAAUGUUUACUACUUUAAUUUCAUCAAAAGUCUGGGAGCCAAUGAUGGAACAGACAUUUUUAGCUGGGACAACAAAUACGCCGGUGCUCGUGUUCUGCUGUCAAGGAGAAGCUUGCUGAACAGAGACAUGGCAUUUGAGCCUUAUAGGCAACAAGCUGAAGACUUUGUGUGCAGAAUUUUACCAAAUUCUCCGUAUUCAAGCACACAAUAUACGCCAGGAGGGCUGAUGUUCAAGCUAAGCCAGAGUAACCUGCAAUACGUGACAUCCAUAACCUUCUUGCUCACCACAUAUUCCAAAUACAUGGCAGCCACAAAGCACACCUUCAACUGUGGAAACCUUUUAGUCACCUCAAAUACCUUGAGGAGCCUCUCAAAGAGACAGGUGGACUAUAUCUUAGGCGAAAACCCUUUGAAAAUGUCGUACAUGGUGGGAUACGGCUCAGAUUAUCCAAGAAGAAUUCACCACAGAGGCUCCUCCUUGCCCUCGGAAGCAAUUCAUCCUCAGUCCUUCGGCUGUGAAGGCGGAUUCCAACCAUUCUACUACACCGCCAAUCCGAAUCCUAACAUCUUAACUGGAGCCGUCGUGGGGGGCCCAAAUCAGAAUGAUUUCUUCCCAGAUGAUCGGACGGAUUACAGUCACUCGGAGCCUGCAACCUAUAUUAAUGCAGCUUUAGUUGGACCGUUAGCAUUCUUUGCCGGGAGCUUCAACAUGUGAGAUGGAGUAGUCAUGCUAAUUAAUUACUCCUAUAAUCAAUCCAUUAGUCCAAAUUGAUUUGAAUUAGCCCAAAAAAAAAAAUUGUAGAUAUGUAUUCCCCGGUGCUAGGCCAGCUUGCUUGUCCAAAAACAGGGCAUCAUCAUGCUAGUGCUACCACUAGCAAAUUAGGUGGUGGAAUAUGAAUAUCAAAUGCUUUAACCAAAUGAUUUCCGAGUUCU
This is a messenger RNA of Coffea eugenioides, 1783 nucleotides long. Its product is annotated as endoglucanase 9. The coding region runs from base 87 to 1565 and encodes 492 amino acids. The record is from RefSeq and is a predicted model, not a curated record. Gene Ontology annotation, molecular function: hydrolase activity, hydrolyzing O-glycosyl compounds. Gene Ontology annotation, biological process: carbohydrate metabolic process. The transcript is spliced from 5 exons. Lineage: Eukaryota; Viridiplantae; Streptophyta; Magnoliopsida; Gentianales; Rubiaceae.